AAGUUUUCAAGCCAUCCCUAGACUCUGUAAACAAGGAUAGGCUAAAAGUUGUGAAAUUUUGUGCCUUUUAGAUUUUUGCCAUCUCAGUGCUGAUGGUUGCGGUUAGUAGCAGUGGUUAGGCUUUGAACUAGUAGUGGAGAUAGAAUUUACUGUCAUCAGUAACAUCAAGUGGUGCUUUUAUGUCGGAACGAAGCAAAAUCUGCCACUUCAAAAUAAUGACCUGUCUCUCAAUUAAGAUCACUGAGAUUAGUGUUGGUUUAUGACAAGAACAAGUCACAGAUUCUAGAUUUAGCACAGCAGCGCCAGUGUUGUGUGUUGUGUAGUGGUAGUGGUGACCUUAGGUGGUUUAUAAAUAAACAUUUUGUUAUUUAAUUGAUUUAUUGUGUGCACUAGAUGUUACUAUCAUAAAACAAGAUGAACGUGAUAUAUAAAUAUUGUGACAAUAUAAUACUCAACUUUUUGGUGUAGAACAAGUGUUAUCACUGUUGGCGUCGCCAGAUUUUUUGUGGUUUAAGUCUACAAAAUAAACUAUGGCAUCGGUGGAUACUGUAAAAGUAUCGGUGGUUACCGACCGUACCCCUAAUAUUAUUUCGUGUUCAAAUAGUUUUACAGCUGAGGAAUUGUGCAUACUUUUAUGCAAGAAGUAUAACAUACCACCUCUGACGCGCACUUUAUUUGCAUUAAGAGUCAAAGGCACUGAUUAUUUCCUUAAAGAUAACUGUCUGGUUCUUGCUAGCUCUCGCGAUUAUGAUUUAAGAAUUCGUUUCAAGGUACCAAGGCUUGGACUACUAAUAACAUUGGAUGAAACAACAUAUGACUAUUAUUUUCAACAAGCUCGGAAUGAUGUCAAUGAAAACAAGGUACAAGAAAUCAAGUAUCCAGAGCACAAACAAGAAUUACUCGGAUUGGGCAUUGCAGAUAUGACUCGAGCAAUUUUAGAGGAGAAGCUUCCGCUGAAUGACGUUGUUAGAAAUUACAAGAAAUAUAUUCCUAAAGUUAUUGUAAGGAGACAUGGACCAUUUCCGAAAAAAUAUGCUCAUGAAUAUCUUCCACAAUUAUGCUCCGUGGGUCAUAAUGUCAACUAUGUUAAAAAUCUCUACCUACAACAAUUAUAUGGUUUGGCGCCUAAUUACCUGUCAGAGGAAUAUGAUAAUGUUUUAUGGCAAAAUGGCGGUGAUGUAAUACCUGUGCGGCUUAUCGUGGCUCCUUUUCAUCCGCAUCAUCCUGGAAUUAGACUCUACAAUACCUUAAAACGUGAUUGGUUUCAUGUUUGUACAAUAGAAGAAUUAAUUUAUCUAACAAGAAAUGGUGAUAAUUCCGUAGAAGUAUCUAGAAGAGGUACGCCAUUGUUUUUUAAAUUCAAAACCGAAGAACAACUUUCGACGUUUAUAUCAAUAUGUGAUGGUUACUACAGGUUAAUGGUAAAAUGGACGUUCAAUUUAUCGAAAGACGACGAGACGCCUUCUUUAAAAGAAUUGCAUAGGAUAAAAUGUCACGGUCCAGUUGGGGGAGCAUUUUCUUAUCGUAAAUUAGAAGAAAAACGCGGGAAGAAACAUGGAUGUUACAUAUUAAGGCAAUGUCAAGAUGAUUACAACGUAUUUUAUCUCGAUGUUUGUACAAAAAACAGCACAACAGAAACAUACAGGUUGGAAUUCAAAGGGCACUGUUACAUUUUUAAUAAGGAAGAAUAUUUUAGUAUUGAAAGACUUGUCAGCUGUCAUCAGAACCCUGAAGGAAGGAUAUAUCUCAAUGAAUGCAUUCCUCCAUCGGAAUAUGAUAAAUCUCAGUUACUUCUGUGUGGAGAGCCUGUGAAGAAAGGAGUUCGUAUAGACCAAGCUGAGUUGCAGGAAAUACUUAAAGAUAAUAGGAGCCCUCGAUGUCUGCCUAACAAAGAUAUACUCUUAUAUACAGGAUCUGAGAAGAUGGGUUCAGAGAAUAUAACAGCAACAUACAAAGCAUUGUGGAAACUUGAUGAAACGAAAAAACUUGUCGUUGCUUUUAAAACUCUACAAAGGGAUAAAGCUGCGGAUUACUUAAAGGAUUUUAUAGAACUGGCCAGUAAGUGGGCUUGUGUGCAGUCCAGCUCGAUAGUAAGACUGUACGGAGUGACUCUGAGCUCGCCCACAGCUAUGGUGCUGGAAUACUUGCCUUAUGGACCAUUUGAUGAUUAUCUACGUGCGCGCGGCGAGGCGGUGCGGCCGCUGCAGCUGAAGAAGGUGUGCGCGGGCGUGGCGCGCGCGCUGUGGGACCUGUCGGAGGCGGGCGUGGCGCACGGCGGCGUGCGCUGCCGCCGCCUGUUGCUGGCCGCCGCCGCGCACGACCGCCUGCUCGUCAAGCUGGCCGGGCCCACGCUACGUCAAUACACACAACAAGACGUCCAUUGGAUACCUGUAGAAUUCUAUUCGGAUUUGAACCUGGCGAAGAGAUCUGUCAUAGCGGACAUCUGGGCGUUCGCGACCACAUUAUGGGAGAUAUUCUCUUACGGACAAUCUCCCAAUGACACCAAUCCGGUGUUGACAGCAAGGAGCUACGAGAUGGGCGACCGGCUGCUGCGGCCGGCGCGCUGCCCGGGCGAGGUGUGGGCGCUGAUGCGGCAGUGCUGGCAGUCCGACCCGCUGCGUCCGCAGGAGAUCAUGCGGGACAUGAACCACAUGCUGCACAGAGAAUACGUGCCAAUACAUACAUAUGAGGAACCAAAGAUCUCUCUUGACCAUUUGGAGCAUGCAGACACUGUUUCAAGUGACAGGUUCAUACCGAGUGAGCUGAGCGACGCGGGCAGCAACAAGUCGCUGAUAUCUGUGGAUAGCAGUGUGCCGUCUAUGAAUGGUACUAUGUCGGACUCCUAUGACAAUCCUUUCUCGGACAACAAAUCAUCGAACUCUCUGGAGAAUAUGAACGCGCUGGCGUACGCGUUGCGCGGCGCGGGCAGCGGGGCGAGCGGCGCGGGCAGCGCGGGCAGCGGCGGCAGCGGGCGCAGCAGCGCGUGCGGCGCGGGCGACGAGCGCGACGAGCUGGCCGCCUGCGCCGCGCCGCGCCUCAUGGAGUCCAUCGUGUCGCAAGGGAAGACGUACCUCGUCACGCUCACCAAGAAGAUUGGCAGCGGUAACUACGGGCACGUGUACAAGGGGUGGAUGGAGCGCGACAAUCAGGAAUCUCAGAGGAAGGAGGUGGCGGUGAAGAAACUCACUCGACAGGCUUCCGAAAGAAAUGGAAAUUUGUAUGAAGAUUUUAAGAAUGAAUUGGAAAUUAUGAAGUCCUUACAGCAUAUAAACAUCGUGGAGAUCCUGGGCUACUCCUGGGACCACGGCUCCGAUGUGCUGAUCGUGAUGGAAUACCUGGAGGAGGGCUCCCUCAACUACUACCUCAAGUUCCAAGGCGAUAAGCUGCGGAUAUCACAUCUACUUAAAUACGCUAAGGAUAUCGCCACAGGCAUGGACCACGUGUCCGCGAAGAGCGUGGUGCACCGCGACCUGGCGACGCGCAACAUCCUCGUCGUCAACAAGUACCACGUCAAGAUCUCCGACUUCGGCCUCGCCAGGAUCAUCCCCAAGGAGGAGAGCGCCUACAGGAUCAAGACGGAGCGCCUGCUGCCUAUUAACUGGUACGCGCCGGAGUCUGCGGUGGAGCCGUGGCACUUCUCUACGAAGAGCGACGUGUGGUCGUACGGCGUCACCGCCUGGGAGAUCUUCUCCCGCGCCAGGCACGAGGUGCCCAAGUUCGACGUGGACCGGCCCCGCGACCGCGCCUCAUGUUUCCAAAUCCCUGAAGGCUGCCCUUCGGAGAUAUUCCGUCACCUGAUGAAGGACUGCUGGACCCUGGACCCCAACCUCAGGCCCAAGUUUAUAGACCUCGUUCACAUGUGUAAGAGAUUUAUGGACGAAUAUAAAUGAAUUAAAGGAUAUCUGAAUUAUUGCUAAUGGAUAAUUAUGUGGUACCAAGGUAAUUAAACAACGAUUUAAAACUUUUAAUUAUGACGGAUUUUAUAUAAUUACAUUUUUAAUUUAUUUUUAUAUAAACUGAUUUUUUUGUCGACUCAAUUAUAUUAAAAUUUGUAUUAUAUGCCUUUGAUAUAAGAUUUCUAUGUAACGAUGUUUUAAUGAUUUGUUUACAGGAAGUGAUUAAAAUUUUUAUCAAAUGAUUAAAUUUAAAUCGACUACUUAUAUGUAAAUA
Molecule: messenger RNA, 4170 nt
Organism: Papilio polytes (common Mormon)
Lineage: Eukaryota; Metazoa; Arthropoda; Insecta; Lepidoptera; Papilionidae
Gene: hop
Product: tyrosine-protein kinase hopscotch
Exons: 22
Coding region: 531-3890 (1119 amino acids)
Biological process (GO): cell surface receptor signaling pathway via JAK-STAT; cell differentiation; intracellular signal transduction
Cellular component (GO): cytoskeleton; cytosol
Molecular function (GO): cytokine receptor binding; non-membrane spanning protein tyrosine kinase activity; ATP binding
Source: RefSeq, a predicted model, not a curated record